This is a messenger RNA of Tetrahymena thermophila SB210, 654 nucleotides long. Its product is annotated as transmembrane protein, putative. Lineage: Eukaryota; Ciliophora; Oligohymenophorea; Hymenostomatida; Tetrahymenidae. The transcript has a single exon. The record is from RefSeq and is a predicted model, not a curated record.
AUGAAUGAAUUAUGUUGUUUUUUACCAAAAAUAUCUUUAAAAAUUUACUGGCGUUAAUUAAAAAUUUCUUUUGGUGAGCAAAUAACUAUUUACUUGAUAUUAUUAAAAACUGAUAAAUUAUCAUUACUUUUUUUACUAUCUUAGAUAAUAAAUUUGUUUAUUUAAUCUGAUUAAAUAACAGCAUCAUCAUAAUUUAUUUAUUUAUUUAAUUAUUAUUAUAUAUAUAUAUUACCCUAGGGUACUGUCUUUUUCAAGGCUACAUACACGAAUUUUCUUCUUUGGCUCUUUUGUUUUAUUUAUAUCAAUAAUUAAUUUUUUUUUUAAUAUGAAAAUUCUAUUAAAGUUUCUACCUUAUAUAAAAAAUAAAUCAAGCACAUACUGAUAUCUUAUAUUAAAUAGAUAGAAUAAGCCUUGUAAUAAUAAUAAUAAUAAUAAAAGAAUCAACGUUAAAAAAAUCAAAGGAAAGCUAACAAAUUUAAUUUAAUUAACUAUCCUAAAAUUUGUAUUUUUAAUUCUACUUCUUCUGAGAGAAACAAAAUUGAUUAGCUUUUAUUACAUUUCGAAAAAUUAUUAUGUCCUUAAAAUAAAAGAUAUUCGUAUUUUAUGAAAAAAUUAUUCCUAUUAUUAAUCAAAAAUUAAAGAAUUUAUGAAUGA